Molecule: messenger RNA, 2879 nt
Organism: Spirodela intermedia
Lineage: Eukaryota; Viridiplantae; Streptophyta; Magnoliopsida; Alismatales; Araceae
Source: the annotation of a GenBank genome assembly
AUGCUGGAAGCUAUGGAGAGCCCCGUCACUGCCGGGUGCGUGCAGGUGCACAGCUGGGGAGAGAGCAGUGAGGAGGAGCUUGCGGUACUCCCCAGGCACACAAAGGUGGUGGUGACGGGGAAUAACAGGACCAAGUCGGUGCUGGUUGGCCUGGAGGGCGUCGUCAAGAAGGCCGUGGGGCUUGGAGGCUGGCAUUGGCUGGUAAUUUCUGAGAGAAUUCUGAUCCUGAACGGAUAAUGCGGCGCUCCUGAUUGUAAUUUUGUAUCCUCCUUAGCUGAUCAAGGGGGCUUUAAUUAGCAUUUCAAAGUUUCUGGGCGUGAUACUGUGGUUGUCUCUUGAUCUUGGCGCUUUUCUGGCUAUGGAUUGAGAAGCAUUUGGGUUUAAUUUCAUUUCAGAGUCAUUGAAUUUCGCAUUUUGUAGUGAUAUUCAUUGGUGGCUUACCGAUAAUUUUUCCUUGGCGAUCAGUUUUGAAAACGGUUAAUUUUCGUUAGAUUCAGCUAAUAAUUACGGACUCUGUUUCUAAAAUGAAGUGAUCGCUACUUGCUUUUCGGCCUGGGUUUUCUUCAUAUUUAAUCAAAGGUUUCUUUAUUCCGCGGUGAUUCUAUCUAGGUUUCUUUCUUAUCAAUGGUUCCGCUCGGUCAGUUCCGUUCGGCAAAUUCGGCUCUAAUUUUUUAGGCAUAGUGUACGUGCAUUUUAGGGUUUCUAUUUGCUUUUGCAUGUUAUCUGAUUCCGGCAUUUGAUCAACUGACUUCGAGUUUGACAUGAGGAAUUUUUAUUAUUAUUCUAUUUCCUGGUCUGUUGCCACUGUUCUGCUUGUAUCUUGGUAAAGUUCUGCAGUUGAUUUCGUAAAAGUGAUUCACUUCUGUUUUGUUUUAUUGGGUGCUGAUCUCUUUCUCAACAGUCCUUGCUAAACCAUUGCUUACAUUUUCUUCCCUUCUUUUUUUUUUCCUUCCACAUGCAAAUUUCGUAAAUUUUUAUAUAUAUAUCAUGCGUCCGUAAAUGUUAUUGUUAUUGUUAUAUCAUGCAAAUUUCCUUCCACAGAUCGCUACCAGAUGCAUGUUCUGCUCUCUUGUUCUCCUGUUUGCAUCUCUUCACCAUCCAGGUUUCAGCCUGCGAGCCACUGAGUGCAGUGAAUUUUUUGUAUCAGCAGCUGGCUGUUGGUAUUCUUGAGCUCUUGCUGUUUGAAUCAUUGGAAAUUUUUCUACAAGUGGCUUAGCUUUUACCUAACAAGCCCUUCUCUUUCCAGGGGAAUGUUUCCCCGCCAUUACUUCUCCCUCUUCAAUGACAAUGUCGGUUGAAUAAGGAUGGAAUUUUUCGCUCUUCGACCACCUUGUGCAUAAUUUACCGCGUCAUAUCUCAUCUCGACUUGUGUGCUUUCAGAUAUCUCUAUUUGGGUUCUCGUCUUCCAGAUUCUUUACCUUCUGUUCUUAGGGACUUUCUAUGUGAAUCAUUCAUUAGAUGGCCUCUUUUAAGCUUUCCUCUUUAAAUCGUGGAGCUUUCUUUUCUAACUAUCCUGCUUGUAGAAUUCAACCGUUAGGUAGAAUUUAAUGCCAACGUUUAUGAAGGUUUUGGAUCUGGGCUUUCUGAAUGUGCAGGUUCUGGCCAAUGGUAUUGAGGUGAAGCUGCAAAGGAAUGCACUCAGUGUCAUUGAAGCCCCAACUGGUCAUGAGGAGGACAACGAGAAUGACUAUGAAAACAUGCUGUGGAAUGGCUCCGACGUGGGUUAGUCCACCGGAUAGCUUCGAUUUAUUUCUCUCAGUGCUCUCUUGAUUUCUUGUGUAAGCUGUGGCUUACAGAAUCUCUUGCACGGGUGAAGUAGGGAAGAUAUCUGGGAUGAUUCUCUGAUCUUUACUAGUAAUGGCAAUGAUUCAAAAUGAAUAUCUAAUUGUGGGUUCCUGCCUUCAGAACUAAGCCAUGCAAAAGGAAUUUUCCUUGUUUAUGCAUAAAUUCUCUCGCGGUCUCAGAGAGAAGAUGGAAGUAGAUUUUAUUUUCUAGAUCGCAGAUGUAUCUGCAAGUCAUUUUACGACAUUCCUCUCCCUGUUUGUACUCCCUGCAGCAUCGGAUGACCCACAGAAGCCCCACAGACUGAGACACAGAUCUCACAGGACCGUUGGAUUAGCUAACAGGAUCCUCAACCAGUCUCGCCCCUCUGAUUCACCGUCCAAGAGCCCCACUUCGCCGGUUAACCCUGCUACGGUGAGGAAUACUUCUUACCUGACGAUUUGAUCUUCUUCUGAAUAUCAUCUUGCUUCUUGUUCUCAACUGAAGAAAAUCAUAGCAAAGCAUCUCUUCACAGGAUUACGUAUAAAAAAAUCAACUUGCGGACAGGAGCGAUGGAUUUCCAUCUAAUAUCUGAUUUUUAAUUUGAUUAUUUAUAUGGUUUUUUUUUUUCGGGUGGAUGUUACAGAAAGUGGACCUGAGCAAGCUAGAAACAACAGCCUUGUGGAGAUAUUUGAGGCAUUUCAACUUGGUGGGUGCCUCUUGAAUCAUUCAAUCCUUGCCCUUGUUUAACAAAGUUCUCGUGAAUUUAAAUUAUCUAAAUCACAAGUUCAGUCGGAAGAUUGUGAGAGUGUGAUUGCUGUUUUCCCAGGUGGGUGCCGAUCCUAACCCUUCGAAGGAGCAGUUGAUUGACGCGGUUCAGAGGCACUUCAUGUCACAGGUCUCUCUCUCUCUCUCUCUCUCUCUCUCUCUCUCUCUCUCUCUCUCUCUAAACGUUUCUAUCUUUCUACCUAUCUAUCUAUGGACGAAAUGGGCGCUGGAUUGACUGGUUGUGAUGUGCAUAAAACCAACUGCUUUACUUGGAAAAGCAAUUGGAUGAGCUGCAGGUCAUCCCGGGAUUCAUCCAGGCGGCGAAGAGACUCAAGACCCUCUGCAAUUGA